UUAAAGAUGUCUGCGCCCUGAUUCCACUGUCAGAAAUGUGAAAUGUUUGAAAUUCUUUAACUUUGCCAAGAGAUGUUUUUUUUCGGAAUUGGCAUCUUACAUAUAAGAUCACAAUUCACAUUGCAUUAAUUUCAGACUCCAUCUUCAUUUGAAAGCUGACUCUAAACAUGAAGACCUAUUUUAUGUGUAUGAUAGUAUUGUUUGGUAUAACAGAAACAGUUAACAUGGUUAAUAUCAUUAGACAUCAUACAGAUGUUGUCCUCGUCGGGGCUCAAGGUGACCUCUCCAAGAAAUAUCUAUGGAAUUCUUUCUUUCGACUUUAUUUGAAAUACUCAUCAACUAAUUCUACAUUUCGAUUCUUUGCCUGCGGAAGAAUUCAACCCAAAGAGGGGCAAAAGAUCACAAAUGAAAUUUUACAAGACAGAAUAAAAUGCGACAAAAAUGAUGUGAAUUGCGUCGCUAAGCGACAGACUUUUAUAAACGUUGUGAAGUAUCUUCCUGUUAAAACCAAUCAGGAUUUUGAAGAUCUUGGGAAAGAACUAGAUUCAUCAAAAAAAGAUGGCAUAUCAACUGGGAGAAUUCUAUAUUUAGCUAUACCACCAAGUGCUUAUGUCGACACAUCAUACAAACUUUAUAAUUGCUGCUAUCAUGCCAACCAAAAUAGCUGGACAAGAUUAGUUUUGGAGAAGCCUUUCGGAAGUGACCAAGCAUCCUCUCAGAAAAUGGCCACAGAUAUAUAUAAGUAUUAUGUUGAAGAAGACAUAUUUAGAGUUGACCAUUACCUUGGAAAGUCUGUUGUGAAAGAAAUAUUACCAUUUAGAUUGGCAAAUAUUGAGAAGUUAGAAUACCUCCUGAACAACAAACAUGUAGAAAGAAUAGAAAUAGCCAUGAAAGAAACAAUUGGUGUCAAAGGUAGAAUAGAUUUUUAUGACCAGUAUGGUGUUGUACGUGAUGUUAUGCAAAAUCAUCUUACAGAGUUACUGGCCUUGAUAACCAUGGAUCUGCCAAUAGAUAUAACUGAUCAAAAAGCAGUGGAACAAAAAAGAUUAGAGUUAUUGGGAAGUGUGGAAAAAGUAGAAAGUAAAAAAAUUCUCCUUGGACAGUAUUCUCAGUAUAUGCAUCAAGCCGCUGAAGAAAAAGACAACACUUCUCAGUCGAUGAAAACACCAACAUAUGCUAGCACUCUUUUGAAAAUUUGUAGCUCAAGAUGGCAUGGUGUUCCCAUUGUUAUGGUGGCAGGAAAACACUUAGAUGAAAGAUCAAGUUUUAUUCGAGUAUUGUUUAAAAAUGAUAGAUUUUGUGUUUCGGGCUGCAACAAGUUGAAUGGUUCAAAUUAUGACAAUAUUCGGCAAAUUAUUUUUCAAAUUAAUCCUAAUGAAUUGCCAUCUCCAGGAAUUUUGAUUUCAAAGAGUCUAUUUAAGCCGUACUUGCCUGCUGCUUUAAAAGAACUGGCUAUUUCAACCGGUCAUACUGGGUUGUAUGGACAGAGUAUUAAUGAUUUUCAUUUUUAUAUUCCGAUUGAAGACCGAGAUGCGUACACAGCUGUGAUUGAUGAUUUAUAUCUUGGUAUCAAAACAGGCUUUGUCAGCACUGGAAGAUUAUCCAAACUUUGGCAUAUCUGGUCCCAAGCCAUAGAAGAAACAGCAUUAGUUGAACCAAGAAAGUACUUAGAAGGUGGAGACCAGUCAUUAAACUUUUUUAUUGCGUCUGACAAGCUUCAGUUUAUUAGACCUGCUAUAGUAGUCGAAGACCUUGAUGCAGACUUGAAGCAGAUGAAAUACAACAGCAUUCCAGCGACCUAUUUAGGUCACCCUCUUAUUGUUAUAGAAAAGUCUGACCUACUUCAGGCCUUAGCCAAUCAUAUUCAUUCAUUAGUUUGGCAGACAAUUCAAAGUAAACAAAGUUUUCAUCUUGCUGUUUCGGGAGGAAAUACACCGGCGAAAUUAUUCAAACUUCUGUCACAAAUGCAGUUACCAUGGCAAUAUAUUCAUCUAUGGCUGGUAGAUGAGAGAUGUGUUUCGUUAGCAGAUGAAGAUUCAAAUUUUAACCUGCUGCACUCCGAACUCAUUAAACAUGUUGACAUACCAUACCUUAAUAUACACCCCAUGCCGGUAGACAAUCUAGGUCAAAUUUGUAACGAGGCUGAUCAAAGUGAUCAAGCCUACGAAGACAGUCUAAAUUAUUUUUCAAAGUUUAAACUUAAUUAUGUUUUGCUAGGAAUAGGCACUGACGGCCACACAGCAUCUUUAAUGCCUAAUUCAGAUUCGCUGAAAGAAAAACAUAAAUUUGUAACAUUUACGAAAACACAAAAUUUGAAAUCAAAGCGAAUGACAAUGACAUUUAAUUUGAUUAACAAUGCACAACACAUAUCAGUAUUAGUGACGGGAUCUCAUAAAAAUAACAUAGUCAUGGAAUUAUUAGAGAGCAAAAAUCAUUUAAAAUAUCCCAUACUGGGAGUCAAACCCAUUAAGGGUAACAUGACAUUUUAUUUAGAUUUUCAUGCUUGGUUACCAAAAAUUGUUGAUAUUUAUAGUUAAUGUUUUUAAUAUAGAUGUUGAUUUUAA
This is a messenger RNA of Mytilus trossulus (common blue mussel), 2564 nucleotides long. RefSeq names its product GDH/6PGL endoplasmic bifunctional protein-like. Gene Ontology annotation, molecular function: NADP binding; glucose-6-phosphate dehydrogenase activity; 6-phosphogluconolactonase activity. The record is from RefSeq and is a predicted model, not a curated record. Lineage: Eukaryota; Metazoa; Mollusca; Bivalvia; Mytilida; Mytilidae. Bases 168 to 2537 code for a protein of 789 amino acids. Gene Ontology annotation, cellular component: endoplasmic reticulum. The transcript is spliced from 4 exons. Gene Ontology annotation, biological process: pentose-phosphate shunt, oxidative branch; glucose metabolic process; pentose-phosphate shunt.